Molecule: messenger RNA, 1666 nt
Organism: Haliotis rubra (blacklip abalone)
Lineage: Eukaryota; Metazoa; Mollusca; Gastropoda; Lepetellida; Haliotidae
Product: phospholipase A and acyltransferase 2-like
Exons: 5
Coding region: 321-704 (127 amino acids)
Biological process (GO): N-acylphosphatidylethanolamine metabolic process
Cellular component (GO): cytoplasm
Molecular function (GO): A2-type glycerophospholipase activity; glycerophospholipid phospholipase A1 activity
Source: RefSeq, a predicted model, not a curated record
CCCAGUAGAUCUACAACAAACCGUUUAGUUGGUUGUCGUGUCGUUUCAGAUACGAGUACAUUUUUGUUUUCAAAACAACAGUAAAAAGCUACCAUCCGCCAUUUGGAAGAGACUUCUUGAAGAAUCAAGAACCCAGAUUCACUGUCGUGAGUCGUGAGUUCAACAGGCGACAAUGAGUUGUGAGCAGAUCUCCAGCCACCGUGAUCUGGAGGUGGGCGAUCUGGUUGAGUUCAAACGAGGGCUGUAUUCUCACUGGGCUGUUUACAUAGGAGGGGGUGAGGUCGUUCACCUGGCAGGGGAAGAAGAUGAUGGGCUAGGUAAUGUCGGGGGGAAGACACGUUUUCACUGUCAGUGGUACAACAUUUAACAAGGCUGUGGUCCGUGUCGACAUGUUUGACGAUGUUGCUGGUGGAGACAAAGCCUACAGAAACAAUACCAAGGACAAGAGGUGGAGUCCAUUCUCAGCAGCGGAGAUUGUAGGAAGAGCUCUGUCUAAGGUUGGACGAGUCGGCUACAACCUCAUCUUCAGUAACUGUGAACAUUUUGUGUCUUGGUGUCGAUACGACAUGGAACGGAGUGAUCAGGUGGACAGUUUCAAGACUGGGUUCAUGGUUGGAAUAGCUGUAGUUGCUACAACUGCCAUUGUUUCGUUCCUUGGAGGAAGAAGUAAAACAAAGGAGAAGAAGGAGGAAGAACCUUACUAGAUGUGUAACCAUCCUCGUUUAUCCAGUGUUUUAGGCAGUCUGUGAAGAGUAUUAUGUUCUGGUCCCAGGCCACAUAUUUCAACCCCUGUUUUAGGCUUCUUAUGUUUUCGGAAUACUUAUUCAAGGGCAGGUACCGGUACCUCUAAUCUGUUUCUGGUCCCCAUCCACAUCAGUUCCAAAUCCUGCUUCAGGCUUUCAAUAAGUAACUCUAAGCUCCUUUGAGUGGCAUGGUUAGAAGUUGGAAAAUCCGACAAGGACAAAACUUUAUGGAUGAACAACCCUUAUUAGGUGAUGCGAACUUUUCGAUACAGAUUCUUGUAUCGUUGUCAAGCAAGUAUUGAAACGUUGCAUCCCCCGAAUAAAGAAGUUGUUCAUCCAUAAAGUUUUGUCCUUAUCCAACUCUAAGCUGUUUUUCUCCAAACCCAGACCUUUUGUCUGUGCAGUUUGUAGGUUUUAGGAAGGUUAUAAUAUCUUUUUAUGUCGAGUUCAGAUUAGAUAACACUCUAAUGAAUUGUAAGGAGUAAUCUGUGGGUUUUGUUUUAAAUUAUCGUAUGAAUUUCAUAUGCAAAUGAGCAUGUAAACAGUCUGUUUCAACUGAGACAAUUCAAAUUACACUGUUGAUUGAUGUGGAAGCAACAGUAUCGCCAGUACUUGAUAUUUGCAUUCAGAGGUGCAGAUAAGCUGCGUAUCUGCGUAAAUUACGCAAAUAUGUAUUUGAAAACUCAAUUCCUAUUAAGUCUAUUGCAUACAAGUACGCUUAAAAUUUUGUAAAUACUCAAUAAAUGUGAUCUUAGAUGCGUACACAGAAAAAUGUCAAAUCUUAGCUUGGGUAUAGGUUGAUAGAUAACAUAACUUGGGUAUAUUGAGAGGUUGUAUUUCAGGACAUGAACGUAACAACUUGCAGUCUUUCUUAUCGUUUCUCAUGUUACAGAUCAAAUAUAACAACAAACACUAACAUUUAA